This is a messenger RNA of Orbilia oligospora ATCC 24927, 1287 nucleotides long. RefSeq lists its product as uncharacterized. The coding region runs from base 1 to 1287 and encodes 428 amino acids. The transcript has 2 exons. The record is from RefSeq and is a predicted model, not a curated record. Lineage: Eukaryota; Fungi; Ascomycota; Orbiliomycetes; Orbiliales; Orbiliaceae.
AUGAAAGCCCGAUGGAAGAGCAUAAAAUCCUGGUGGAAGAGCAUAAAAUCCUGGUGGAAGAGCAUAAAAUCCUGGUGGAAGAAGUUGGAAACGUCCCGUCAAGAAUGCGCGGCACAUCAUUCCCAACUCGAUGGGGACAAUAAAAUACAGAAGUCGACAUUAUUUCCACGUGAGCUUCUAGAAAUCUUUGGAGUCAAAAAUCCCUCCCAAGCUCAGACAGGCUGGUCAAAAGACAAAAUCGAGUUAAAAGAGACACAAAGGCAACUUUCCGAGCUUCAGGACGAGUUAAAACAGAAAGAAAUAGAACUUUUCGAGGCUCAGGACGAGCUAGAACAGACGAGCCAGAAAUUCUUCAAACUCCAAGAUGAAGUUCUCGGUUGCGUUGAGAGAUUCGAUCCCAGUUUCGAUUCCCAAGUAUGUCAAGAGUUCGUACAGCUCAAUAAUAGUAUCGGAAAGCUCUGCAAGUCUAAGGAGCUCAAAGAAAUAGCCCUACAAGGCAAUCCUUUAACGGACUGGGGUCCCCACACACUUUGGGAAGACUCAUUCCAUCCCUCUCUCAGCCCCACGCAAUAUAGUCUAUCAGAUACAGAGAAAAGACUAAUCCUCCGCCAAGCGACCUGGAAAUUCAUAAGUGAGAGACUAUUCAAUCGUAACAGCCCUCUCGCCUCGUUUAGUGGUCCUAUCGGCGAUCUCGCAUCUGGUUUCCACUUUGCUAAGCUCUUUCCAGACCACGACGUCAAUGAAGACGCCGGCAAGUGGCGGUCUAUUACCGUGCGUCAGCUAGCUGCCUUACAAGAAGCUGGGGAUAGCAGGCAGAAUGAAAAGGAAUCCAUAACGCAGCUCAUUAAUGAGUUUACCGCCCAUAUACAAGAAAAUUUAGCGAAUUAUAAAAUAGAACGGGAGGGGCCACAUGGUACACCUAGUGGACUAUAUCUUAGAAGAUUGGGGGAAGUCUUCGAACGAGCCGUCAGAUUUUCUCGGCUUAUCAUGAAAGAAAGGGCCUCUUUCACUGUAGACUCGCCGCUUCUAAGCCAAAUGGGCUUUACUAGGGUGGAGGAUGAUGAAUUAACCACAGCACAAGGUGCAGAUAUCGGAGUAAGUGAUGGUGAUGACACCGAGGUCGACCUAGCAGGCACCAUCAAGCUUGUUGGAAGCCCUUUUCUCAGGAAGCACGGUGAUGGUGGAGGGAAGAAUCUUGAUCAAAAUAUUAUCAUCGUGAGGGCGUUCGUUGUCAUAGAUAUAGAUCCACCACUAGCAUCUCCCGCUCCAGAUCCGAUAGAAAAUUAG